Sporothrix brasiliensis 5110 is the source of this 1941-nucleotide messenger RNA. Its product is annotated as nuclear GTP-binding protein. Gene Ontology annotation, cellular component: nucleolus. The transcript is spliced from 4 exons. The coding region runs from base 1 to 1941 and encodes 646 amino acids. Gene Ontology annotation, molecular function: GTP binding. NCBI's taxonomy places the organism in Eukaryota, Fungi, Ascomycota, Sordariomycetes, Ophiostomatales, Ophiostomataceae. The record is from RefSeq and is a predicted model, not a curated record.
AUGGGUACCGGAAAGAAAGAAGCGUCUCGCCGCAGCCGCGAGGGAAAGCAGAAGGAUGGCAACAUCAAGGUCAAGGGCGAGAACUUUUACCGCUCAGCCAAAAAGGUGAAGCAGCUGAACAUGUACAAGGAGGGCAAGGCGCAGCGCGAUUCCGAAGGCAACAUCACCAAGGCCGCCUCGUACCAGAGCCGCGACAUCCCCACCGCUGUCAUCGAGCCCAACCGCAGAUGGUUCCAGAACUCGCGUGUCAUCAGCCAGGAAUCCCUGACGGCCUUCCGCAGCGCCAUGGCCGAGCAGGCCAAGGACCCCAACCGCUUCCUCCUCAAGAGCGCCAAGCUGCCCAUGUCCCUGAUCCGCGACGAGACGUCCGCCACGAAGCAGAAACCCGUCCUCGCCGACUCCUUUGCCGACGUCUUUGGCGACAAGGCCACCCGCAAGCGUGUGACGAUGAAAGAUUUCAGCACGCUCGAUGACCUGGCAGACACGGCGCGGCUGAGCAUGCGGUCCUUCAAUGACCGCCGCUCGGCCCUCGUCCAGAACGGCCUGCUGAGCGCCGCCGCUGCUGCGAGUGAGGGCGUGGAGUCGGCCGUCGUGGACAAGGCCCUGGAAGAGCUGGACUAUGUGCCGCCGGAGGUGGGCCACGAGGAGGCCGAUGCCUCGUCGAGUUUACGGAUGGAGCCUGUGUUCAGCAAGGGCCAGAGCCGGCGUAUCUGGAACGAGCUGUACCGGACAAUCGACUCGUCCGAUGUCAUUAUCCACGUCUUGGACGCCCGGGACCCCAUCGGCACUACAUGCCGGACCAUUCAAGACUACAUCAAGAAUGAUGCGCCGCAUAAACAUCUCAUCUACAUCCUGAACAAGUGUGACUUGGUUCCUUCCGGUGUUGCUGCACGCUGGGUCAAGACACUCCAAAAGACCGUUCCUACCUGCGCGUUCCGCGCAUCCAUCACAAAUCCUUUCGGCAAGGGCUCUCUGAUCUCCCUGCUGCGCCAAUUUUCGUCUCUACACGCAGACCGGAAACAGAUCAGCGUCGGUCUUGUCGGCUACCCCAACGUCGGCAAGAGCUCAGUCCUCAACGCUCUCCUGGGCAAAAAGGCCUGCACGGUCGCCCCGGUCCCGGGUGAGACCAAGGUCUGGCAGUUUGUCCGUCUGAUGAAGAGAAUCUACCUGAUCGACUGCCCGGGCAUCGUGCCGCCCGACUCGAACGCAUCACCCGAAGAUAUUCUUCUCCGCGGCGCGGUGCGAACAGAGAAGGUCUACAACCCGGCACAGUACAUUUCUGCUGUCCUGAAAAAGACGAAGAAGCACCACCUUGCUCGGACCUACGAGCUGAAUGACUGGACCGAUGCGACGGACUUUCUUGACCAGUUGUCGAGAAAACGCGGCAGGCUGUUGGCUGGCGGUGAUGCCGACGCCGACGGCAUGGCGCGCAUCGUACUCAAUGACUUUUUGCGCGGAAAGAUCCCAUGGUUCACCCCGCCGCCGGAGCUGAGCCCGGAGGAUCAAAAGGCAGCCAGCCAAAAGGGCCGCGUCCGCGACGAGGCAGCCAAGAAGCGGAAGCGCGAUGAUGCCGACGGUGAGGCUGCGCCAAGCACGACAAAGCUGGCAGAGGAAGAGACUGUGACAGCAGACGGCGAUGCAGAGGCGGAGAAGGCCGAGGACGCUGAGGAAUUCGGUGGCUUCGGCACCGACAGCGCACCGAGCGAUUUCGGCUCCGACGACGAGGACGACCUCAUUUCGUUGGGCAGCAUCAGCGACGAUGAGAGCGACUACGGUGACGCCCCUGAGACGGCGGGAGCCAGCGAGGACGAGGAAGAUAAGGAGGACGACGAUGACGAGGAGGCAGAGGAGGCAGACGGCGGCGUGACACAUUCCAGUGACGAGGAAGAGGCGCCGCCAGAGCCACAGCAGAAGCCCAAGGCGAAGCGGCAAAAGAGAUAG